This is a messenger RNA of Lotus japonicus, 2702 nucleotides long. Its product is annotated as microtubule-associated protein 70-2-like. Gene Ontology annotation, biological process: cytoskeleton organization. NCBI's taxonomy places the organism in Eukaryota, Viridiplantae, Streptophyta, Magnoliopsida, Fabales, Fabaceae. The record is from RefSeq and is a predicted model, not a curated record. Bases 385 to 2223 code for a protein of 612 amino acids. The transcript has 11 exons. Gene Ontology annotation, molecular function: microtubule binding.
GUUAUAACUAGUUAGUGUGUUUCUGUGUCACUCACUCACUCAGUAUUGGUCUGCUUAAUCUUAAACUGUGCUAGCUGUAUACACUGAUCACUCAGAUUUGUUUAAUCAAAUCAAUCUCACUAUCACUCUCUCUUCACUAUAACCAGGAAACAACAACUCAUUCAAACAAAAUAAAUUUAAAUUAAAAAACAAAAAACAAAUCCUCAAAGCCCAGAUUUAAAUUCACAAGCUAGAGAGAGAAGCAACCAUAAACUAUGAAACUGAAAUUCUCUCUAAUUCUCUCUCUAAAACCACCGUCACGUUUUCGUUGCUGCAUUUCGGAUCUUCAGAGGUAGGAGGAGAAUCUGGAUGUGAGUGAUUGCGCCGGCAUCGGUUAGAUCGGCUAUGGCGGAGUACUCCGGCGAAGGUGGACUUGAGGCGGCGCCGCUGGCGAUGUCUGGAUCGUUCAAGGAAGGGAAGAGCUCGUCGUCGUCGCGGAGGCGAGUGCCGUCGAGGAGGCCGAGUUUGGAUGCGGAUGAGUUCAUGAACUUGCUUCACGGUUCGGAUCCGGUGAAGUUGGAGCUCAAUCGGCUUGAGAAUGAAGUCAAAGAUAAGGACAGAGAAUUAUCUGAAGCUCAGGCGGAGAUCAAAGCCUUGAGGCAAUCUGAACGGCUCAGAGAAAAGGCUGUUGAAGAGCUUACUGAAGAAUUGUCAAGGAUUGAUGGGAAGCUGAAGUUAACAGAAUCUCUUCUAGAAAGCAAAAAUCUUGAAAUAAAGAAAAUCAAUGAUGAGAAGAAAGCGUCAAUGGCUGCUCAGUUUGCAGCUGAAGCCACUCUUCGAAGGGUCCAUGCUGCUCAGAAGGAUGAUGACAUGCCUCCUAUAGAGGCCAUUCUUGCUCCUCUAGAGGCUGAACUCAAGCUUGCUCGACAAGAGAUUGCUAAACUUCAAGACGAUAACAAAGCUUUAGAUCGUCUUACCAAAUCUAAAGAAGCAGCACUUGUUGAAGCGGAGAGGACUGUUAAGGCUGCCUUGGCUAAGGCCUCCAUGGUGGAUGAUCUCCAAAAUAAAAAUCAAGAGCUAAUGAAACAGAUUGAGAUUUGCCAGGAAGAAAAUAAAAUUUUGGACAAAAUGCAUAGACUGAAGGUGGCAGAGGUUGAAAAGCUUACUCAAACUGUCAGGGAACUAGAAGAGGCUGUUCUUGCAGGGGGUGCAGCUGCUAAUGCUGUGAGAGAUUAUCAGAGGAAAGUUCAAGAAAUGAAUGAAGAAAGAAAAACUCUUGAUCGGGAGUUGGCUCGUGCCAAGGUAUCAGCUAACAGAGUAGCUGUAGCAGUAGCAAAUGAAUGGAAAGAUGCUAAUGAUAAAGUGAUGCCUGUCAAACAAUGGCUUGAAGAACGACGAUUCUUACAGGGAGAGAUGCAGCAACUUCGAGAUAAGCUUGCUAUAGCUGAGCGUACUUCAAAGUCCGAAGCACAGUUAAAAGAAAAAUAUCAAUUACGGCUUAAAGUGCUUCAAGAGACUUUGAGAGAAACUUCUAACAGUAUUAAUCGCGGCACCUCAGAGGGAAGAUGUGUUAGCAAUGGGCCUUCUCGACGUCAAUCUCUAGGUGGAGCUGAUAACAUCUCCAAACUAACUUCCAACGGGUUUCUACCUAAGAGAACAUUAUCCUUUCAACUAAAGCCCUCUGUGUCCUCCAGCACAGUUUUGAAGAAUGCUAAAGGCACAUCUAAAUCUUUUGACGGUGGCUCAAGAUCACUAGAAAGGAGUAAAAUUCUUCUGAAUGGAAAGCCUCCAAGUUCCUCAUUUAACCAGUCUUCUGAAAGGACCAAAGACAAAGAGGAAAAAGACAAUUGGAAAGGAAAUUCAGAUAAGCCAAAUGAGCCCCCAGUAGUAGAUGUGGAGGAUAAUGUUCCAGGAGUUUUGUAUGAUUUGCUGCAGAAAGAGGUCUUGGCCUUGAGAAAAGCUGGUCAUGAAAAAGAUCAAAGCCUAAAAGACAAAGAUGAUGCCAUUGAGAUGCUAGCGAAGAAAGUGGAUACAUUGACCAAAGCCAUGGAAGUUGAGGCAAAGAAGAUGAGAAGGGAAGUAGCUUCCAUGGAGAAGGAGGUAGCUGCAAUGCGUAUAGAGAAAGAACAAGAUAGCAGAUCAAAGCGUUUCAGCAGUGUAAAGGGCCCUAUGAACAGUGCUCAGCAUCAGCUUGUUUCCGGGAGAAAUGGGGCACGGGGAGGGCUAACACGCAGCACCCAAUGACAAUAGGUCUCUUGCGCCGGCACUAUGAAGUGAACUUCCAUAGCAUCAUUCUUCUGCCCUUGUUUAUUUCUGUUUUACUUUUGUCGUUUUUCCCCCAAUUGAUUAUGAGAUUGUAACUGGCGUAUCCGACGACAGUUGUUGAUGAUAUAAGCCAUGGAUUGAGGGUAAGAAAAGAAGUAUGCAUCUGACCUAGACUGUGGUGCUCUCUGCUUAGAGAGAGAGAGAGAGAUCGGCUAGGAAGCCAGGCAAAGGAAGACGAUUAACUCGGAACUAACUUUCAGCUUUUCUUUGAGUGGCUGUGUGGUUGUAUAGGUAGCUUUAUUUAUCUUCCCUCUUUUUGGCGGUUGAUAUUUGUAAUACGCAGAUAGUGUGAUUGUGUUGGUUCAGGUUUGUUAAUAGCUUUGUAAACAGAUCAAGAUCUAAGCUUAUUUGGUUGUGUAAUACUCUCUUAGUUUACGCUGAUUUCAUGUUUGAGUGAA